CGGGGAGGAGGGGGACACACACUCUCUCUUGUGAUGUCCCAGCUAUUCUUCUGGUGUGGACAAAUAAGUCAACGCUCAGAUGCCACUGCUAAAACCAGUUCCUUGUGAUGUUUCUUAGAAGAAGGUAGCCUCACUUACAGCUCUGCACUCUUCAUCUUCACCAAGAAGUCAAGAAGGACUUGAUCUCCUCUCGUCAGUAGACGGAUAAGGACCUUCUACCUGAGAGGAAGUCAAGACAAGCAGACCCGAAGGUAAAGGAAAAGACAUAUAGCUAUCUUACAACCAUCUGACCACCAGCAGCAGCAGGUGUAUCCUUGGACUUUGAGCAGAGAUGGGAGACUGGAGUCUUCUUGGGAAUUUCCUUGAAGAGGUCCAGGAGCACUCCACUUCGGUCGGGAAGGUUUGGCUCACCAUCUUGUUCAUUUUCCGCAUCCUGGUCCUGGGCACGGCGGCGGAGUCGUCCUGGGGCGACGAGCAGAGCGACUUCAUGUGCGACACCCAGCAGCCCGGUUGCACCAAUGUCUGCUACGACAGCGCCUUCCCUAUUGCCCACAUCCGCUACUGGGUGUUGCAGAUCGUGUUUGUCUCCACGCCCUCACUCAUCUACAUGGGCCACGCCAUGCACACGGUGCGUAUGGAGGAGAAGAGGAAGAGGAUGGAGCAGGAGGAGAGGGAGGCUAGAGGGGACGAUGGAGAAGACCUGCAGAAGGAGAAGGAGUUCCUCCAACAGAAACAGAAAACAGCUGAGGGGACAGGUCGUGUCCGUCUAAAAGGAGCCCUGCUCCACACUUACAUCCUGAGCAUCUUGAUCCGAACAGUGAUGGAGGUCACCUUCAUAGUGGUGCAGUAUCUCAUAUAUGGGGUAUUCCUCAAGGCGAUGUACCUCUGCACGACCUGGCCUUGUCCCAAUGCCGUGAACUGCUACAUGUCCCGACCCACAGAGAAGAACAUCUUUAUCGUCUUCAUGCUGGUGGUGUCCGGCGUGUCUCUUCUGCUGUCCGUGUUGGAACUCUACCACCUUGGCUGGAAGAGCGUCAAGAAGUGCGUACGCAACAAGACGCUGCAGAAGAACAACCACAGGGCCGUGACAGUGGCCGUGUCCACAGGGUUGGAAUCCAACAAGCACCAACAACCUUCCGCCUCUUGCACCCCACCCCCGGAUUUCGAUCACUGCCUGACCGCGCCGAGAUCCAUGAAUCCCAUGACUUCCAUUGCCUCCCACCCGUUCAACACCAGGAUGGCACUGCAGCAGAACUCGGCCAACCUGGCGACCGAGCGGCACCACAGCUGUGACAACCUGGAGGACGAGGAGGACUUCUUGAGGAUCAGAUACGAACAGCUGCCUGCAGAGCUUCCCAACGGCUGCUCGCCACUGCCGCUGCUCCAUUCAGGCUUCCUGAAGGACAAACGACGCCUGAGCAGGACCAGCGGCACCAGCAGCCGGGCGCGGCAAGACGACCUGGCAGUGUAGGUCCAAUAUGGGCCAAAGAGUGAGGAUAGAAGUAUCACUUACAAACACAACUCUAACAACUUGCAAAAGUAUUAACCCAAAUUAGACAUUUUUCACAUUUUGCUACAUUACAACCAGAACCUUGUAACAUAUUUUCUUUAAUUGCUUUGUGAUGAACCAACACAAAGUGAUGUGUGAUUGUGAGGGAAAGGAAAAUGAUUCAUGAAAUUUUCACCCACACCAGCUGCAUGCAUCUGGCAUCUAACAGCUUUCCAUAGAGACUAACAUAUUGUUCACUGAUCUUUGCAAAACAUUAGACCGACGGGGUCUGUGAUCUUCAAAUUCAAAUGUUUUGCUAAAUAUCUUAAUUAUAUUAAGAUGUAUGCAAUUCUAACACCUGAAAAGGCUGCAUGUUUAAGGUUUUUUGCCCUGCUGGAAGAUGAACUUCUAACUCAGUUUCAAGUUUGUUUUUCAGCCUCUAACAGGUUUCAACUACCUUCAUCAUGUAGAUACCUUCUUCUACCCCUCAACUCUUAGUGGUAUAUUUAAUGGCAGCAUCAUCCUGACUUUUCCAUAAAUGGCAGUUCAGUGCAGCACUUUAUUAAUAGUCGUUCUCUUAUCAGACUAUGAGCUGGGACUCUGCGGCAUUCUCUGAUGUGCCUGAUGACAUGUUUUACA
Molecule: messenger RNA, 2128 nt
Organism: Xiphophorus couchianus (Monterrey platyfish)
Lineage: Eukaryota; Metazoa; Chordata; Actinopteri; Cyprinodontiformes; Poeciliidae
Gene: gja5a
Product: gap junction protein, alpha 5a
Exons: 3
Coding region: 332-1471 (379 amino acids)
Biological process (GO): cell-cell signaling; heart development; atrial cardiac muscle cell to AV node cell communication by electrical coupling
Cellular component (GO): connexin complex
Molecular function (GO): gap junction channel activity involved in atrial cardiac muscle cell-AV node cell electrical coupling
Source: RefSeq, a predicted model, not a curated record